Gymnogyps californianus (California condor) is the source of this 2462-nucleotide messenger RNA. It is a transcript of the gene CA7, whose product is annotated as carbonic anhydrase 7. Bases 1 to 795 code for a protein of 264 amino acids. Gene Ontology annotation, cellular component: cytoplasm. The transcript is spliced from 7 exons. Lineage: Eukaryota; Metazoa; Chordata; Aves; Accipitriformes; Cathartidae. Gene Ontology annotation, molecular function: carbonate dehydratase activity; zinc ion binding. The record is from RefSeq and is a predicted model, not a curated record. Gene Ontology annotation, biological process: regulation of intracellular pH.
AUGACUGGCCACCACAGUUGGGGAUAUGGGCAGGAUGACGGACCUUCAGAGUGGCACAAAUCUUAUCCUGUUGCCCAAGGGAACCGCCAGUCACCUAUUGAUAUAGUUUCUGCAAGAGCAGUUUAUGACCCUAAUCUGAAGCCACUUAUUAUCUCCUAUGAAUCGUGUACAUCUCUCAACAUCUCCAACAAUGGUCAUUCAGUUAUGGUUGAGUUUGAAGAUACUGAUGACAAGACAGCAAUCAGUGGUGGUCCCUUUGAGAAUCCAUUUCGGCUAAAGCAGUUUCAUUUUCACUGGGGGACAAAGCACAGCCAGGGAUCGGAGCACACAAUUGAUGGCAAACCUUUUCCCUGUGAGCUCCACUUAGUUCACUGGAAUGCCAGAAAAUAUGCAACAUUUGGAGAAGCAGCAGCAGCUCCAGAUGGCUUGGCAGUAGUUGGUGUUUUCUUGGAGAUUGGGAAAGAACAUGCCAAUAUGAACAGACUCACUGAUGCUUUGUACAUGGUAAAAUUUAAAGGAACAAAAGCUCAAUUUAGAAGCUUCAACCCCAAAUGUCUCCUGCCUUUGAGUCUAGAUUAUUGGACAUACCUUGGUUCUUUGACAACACCACCCCUUAAUGAGAGUGUAACAUGGAUAGUGCUGAAAGAACCCAUCAGAAUUUCUGAGAAACAGCUGGAGAAAUUUCGCAUGCUCCUCUUCACUAGUGAGGAAGACCAGAGGAUCCAAAUGGUGAAUAAUUUUCGCCCCCCUCAGCCUCUUAAGGGCAGAGUAGUUCGAGCUUCCUUCAAGGCCUGAAGAAAACUGAUAAUGGCCCUGAGAUAUCCAAGAGCUUCCACAUUUGAGAUUCUAUAAACAGAAACUCUGGUCUUCAGAUCACUCAUGGAACACACAAGACAGCCAUUUCCAUGAACACUCUACUUGGAGGGGGACAAUCUUCUGAUUUUAUAUUUUAUUUGAAUUGCUCAUUCUUUUGAGAAAUGGGAUCUUUUUAACUAGCACUUUUUAAUAUAAGGGAUAGUUGAGUAAACUAGAGUGUUCUCCAAGACCUGAAACUCUAAAAAUUAAAAUGAAAUUAAAAUACCACUUAAUAUAAAAUGGGAAAUUAUGUAGUGAUCUACUAGUACCAAUGGCCACAACUUCUAAUUGUCUCAUUUAAUACAUGAUGAAACAGUAGUCAAGAAUUUUGGACAAACUGGACUUAAAUUUCCCUUACCCAUCUCUUGUUAGCAUUUGAGCUCUGUCUGAUUUAAAGAUUGCUUUCACUGUAUUCUUGCUGUCGACACAUACAGUGCACGAGUAGCACUAGAAAAAAGUUCUUUACUCACCUCAAGUAGGCACUGGUAUGAAAACUACAUAUAUAUUUUAAAGUUACUGUUCUAAGAUGCUAUUUUAUAACUAAUUCAAAAUAGCAAUGCAAAUGCUGCUUAAAAGCAGGCCAUUUUAUUGCACAGUGUCAUUCAGACAUUUGGUUUUUUAGCCCAUGCAGCAUAUGUAACUAUAAUGCCUUUGUAAAUUGUCUUGAACAUCUAUAGCAAUUCAGGUAUGUGUUUUGUGGUUCUCAAUUGUUCAGAUUCUACCUCAGUUAAGUGAUUUGCUCUGCAAUACAACCUCCUUUAUUGUCUGCCCUAAAGAAAGUAGAUAUUUUGUUUACCUUAGGGACCUAACAUGGGUAGACCUUGACUGCACUGAAUGUACCUUGCUGCACAAAUCAUCCCCUCAUUACAGCAGUCUGUCAGAGAUACUCCCUGCAGAUAGGAGGUUUCAUCAGUCCUGAGUCCCUUUACCUCUUCAAAAGAAAGUUGCUUUAGAAAAGCCAUGUGUUAGUACUACUGCUUCUGCAGCUUAGUGACAAAAUUCAGGCUUGUGUCUCUGGUACUAAAUACAGUGAUGUUAUCUGUGACUACCCACAGUCUAUUUUCAGUUAGUUUAAUUCUGGGCUUCAAAUGUUCUACUUCAUCUGUAUAGUUCAGAUAGAAAUUGCUGAUGUUUAUAAAUUUUCAUCAGCUUAGGUGGAGAAAUCAUCUAAGAUCUACAAUGUAGAGGAAAGCGGGGGCGAGGAAAGGAGAAGAGAUACUAUGGGCUGCUCUUUUUCAGAAAGGCAGAAAGACACUAGAUGUGAAGCACAGUGCAGGGAAUGGAAGACUAGAAUUCUAGGCCUAACUCUUCUACAGUUUUUUGGGUACACUGACCUAAAACUUUCCAUUCCUCAGUUUCCUCUUAUAUAAAAUGAGGGUAACACUGACCUACCUCACAGGGAUGUUGUGAGGGCUAAUUCAGCAUUGUUUUAGAUGUGAGAUUCUUAUACAGCAGAUGCUAAAGGAAACAGAAAAUCAUUACAAAAUGCAAUGUUUUUAGCUGUUAUGAUUGUAACUUUGCUAGUAAUACAAACUGGUAUUGCAGAAAAUCUAUUUAAUGUAUCUUAAUUUCUUUAACAAAUGAAAUAAAUGAGACUUCAAAAUCAA